Molecule: messenger RNA, 1137 nt
Organism: Bursaphelenchus xylophilus (pine wood nematode)
Lineage: Eukaryota; Metazoa; Nematoda; Chromadorea; Rhabditida; Aphelenchoididae
Source: the annotation of a GenBank genome assembly
AUGGCGGAGGAGUAUCUUACCUUUAACAACGGCGUCAAAUUUCCGUUAUUCGGAUACGGUACUUGGCUGGUGAGUAUGCUAUAUAUUGAUAACGUAGAGAAUAUAUGUACAUAUAUGUACGCCUAACUAUUUUUUGAACUCAGUCCAACGAUGAAGAACAGCUCAGAAAAUCGCUGAGAGUUGCAUUGGAUUCUGGAUAUCGUCAUAUUGAUACAGCUUAUUUCUACAAUAACGAGCACGUUAUCGGAGAGAUCUUGGCGGAAUAUUUCGACGCUGGUAAACUGAACAGAUCUGAUAUUUUUGUCACCACAAAAUUGCCAUGGUUUAUGAAUCGCCCGGAAUAUGCGGAGAUUGCCAUUAAAAAAUCGUUGAAAGAUUUGAGGCUGGAUUAUGUUGAUCUCUACUUGGUUCAUUUCCCUGCGGCUUUGAAGGUAUGUUUUUUUUUGCAAUUUUCAAACAUUGAAUACAUUAGUAUGAUAAAUAUUACAUUUGCAGCCAAACAAAGACUACACUGGCCCUGAGCGCGAUGAGUCCGGGAAAUGUGUCAUCGAUUCCGUCGAUGUCUACGAUACUUGGAAAGUCCUUGAGAAGUAUUAUAAACAAGGGCUCUUUAAGGCCAUUGGAGUAUCCAACUUUAGCGCCAAACAGUUACAGUACCUAUACGAUAAGGCCGAGAUCAAACCAGUCAACAAUCAAAUCGAAAUCCAUAUUCUUUUUCCCCAAUUUGAAUUAGUCGAGUUCUGUAAAAAGCUUGGGGUUACUGUAACUUCUUUCUCCACUCUAGGCAAUCCCGGUCGGAAAACCGUUCCUCAACCUUAUGUUGAAGGAGAUUGCCUGGCCCAUCCAGUGACCGUCGAAUUGGCCAAGAAAUAUAAAAAAACUCCAGCUCAGAUCCUGUUACGUCAUACAAUCCAACGAGGGAUCGCUGUUAUCCCAAAAAGUCUGACGGAAUCAAGGAUAAAAGAAAACAUUGACAUUAACUUCACAUUGGCUGAUGAGGAUCAACAAAAACUGCUGAAUAUUGGAGAGAAUACCAGACUUCAUCUCUUCGCAUUGUAAGUUACGACUGCUUACACAAUAAUGCAUUCUUUUAGCUGCGCACACCAUCCGGAUCAUCCCUUCAAAGAUGGCAAUUGA